CAUUGGCUGCAAGAUUUCAUAAGAGAGAGAGGCAGAGAGAGAGAGGAGCAGCAUGCUGUGGAGAAGCAGGUGUGAUUCAUGAAUAAACUGCUCUUUGGCACCCUGUAGGAUACUGAUGAAACAAAUAGAAUUUCCCCAGACAUGGAUAAUACAAGAACAGCAGACACUUUUUCACAGUUAAGCCAGGAAAAAAUCCUCAAAAUCAUGAACAUGGUGAAGAAUAAAGAAGUGAGCAUUGAAGGAGCUCUGCAUCUGGCACAGAAGGAGGUGUACGCUGGGAAGGAUGCCCAGGAUUUGUUAACUGGCUCCCAAUUUAACUUCAUUAUCUACAAAUACAAACACUACCGGUGGCAGAAACGGAUCCUGCAGCUUGAUUUCAGCACCAGGACCAUUUUCAACAUCGAGAAGGGCACGAUCAGGAAGCAGUUCCCCUUCUCCCAAGUGAAAGGCUGCGAGGACUCGGAGAGGAGGCGUUUCAGCAUCCUGUUCCACGGGAGGCAGCACUACGAGCUGGAGGCUGUGUCCCUGGAUGACAAAAGGAAGAUAAUCUACCUGCUGAGCAGAGUUAUUCAGAGCAAUUCUUGCAAGAGACCAGCAGAGUCCUGCCCUGGGAGAGCUGCAGAAUGUGAUGUGAUCCACGAAGGGCUGCUGGACCUGCAGCAGAACACCUUAACCUCCUCUGAAUGGGUGAAGUGCCUGGCAGAGCUGCGGGAAGGAGAACUGGCCUUGUACUGCCUGGGGCUGGGGGGCAGGAGCCCUGCAGCCACAAUUCCCCUGGCAGCUGUGAGCCUGGGGGAGGGCAGGGACACUGCCUGCAGCACCUUCUCCCUGCACACCAGAGACCACCACUACCUGUGA
Molecule: messenger RNA, 858 nt
Organism: Passer domesticus (house sparrow)
Lineage: Eukaryota; Metazoa; Chordata; Aves; Passeriformes; Passeridae
Exons: 6
Coding region: 142-858 (238 amino acids)
Source: RefSeq, a predicted model, not a curated record